CGUGCGGAGGAAGCACAACAUCUGCGGCCUGCGGUGACGUAAAUAGGCCGCGCGGAAUUUUGCUUCGUACACCUUCCCUAGGAAUGAAUCCUGGCCCAACAUUGUGAUGGUGCGCUGCAGUUGCGUGUUGUUCAGAAAGUAUGGAAACUUCAUCGAUAACCUAAGACUCUUCACCAGGGGAGGAAGUGGUGGAAUGGGAUACCCUCGUUUAGGUGGAGAAGGUGGAAAAGGUGGUGACGUCUGGGUUGUAGCCCAUAACAAAAUGACUUUAAAACAACUUAAAGACAAAUAUCCUCACAAACGGUUUGUGGCUGGAGAAGGAGCAAACAGUCGGGUUAGUGCACUGAAAGGCUCAAAAGGAAAAGACUGUGAAAUCCUUGUACCUGUGGGUAUUUCAAUAACUGAUGAAUAUGGUAAAAUUAUAGGAGAACUCAAUAAAGAGAAAGACAGAAUUUUGAUAGCUGAAGGAGGUCUUGGUGGUAAACUACUUACAAAUUUCUUACCUUUAAAAGGCCAGAAACGAAUAAUUCACCUCGACCUAAAACUUAUAGCUGAUAUAGGCCUAGUGGGAUUCCCAAAUGCUGGAAAAUCCUCCUUGCUAAGUCAGAUUUCUCACGCAAAACCUGUGAUUGCAGAUUAUGCAUUUACAACAUUAAAGCCUGAACUUGGAAAGAUUAUGUAUAAUGAUUUCAAACAGAUAUCAGUAGCUGAUCUUCCUGGUUUAAUAGAAGGAGCACAUAUGAACAAAGGAAUGGGCCACAAAUUCCUCAAGCAUAUAGAAAGAACUAAACAACUGCUUUUUGUUGUUGAUAUUUCUGGAUUUCAGCUUUCUCCCCAAACUCAAUACAGGACUGCCUUUGAAACCAUAAUACUUCUUACAAAAGAGUUGGAGUUGUACAAAGAGGAACUUCAGACAAAACCUGCACUCCUGGCAGUUAAUAAAAUGGACUUGCCAGAUGCCCAAGAUAAAUUUCAUGUACUGAUGAACCAACUCCAGAAUCCUAAAGAUUUUCUGCAUUUAUUUGAAAAAAACAUGAUUCCAGAGAGGACUGUGGAGUUCCAACAUAUCAUUCCUAUCUCUGCAAUUACGGGAGAAGGAAUUGACGAGUUAAAGAGCUGUUUGAGGAAAUCUCUGGAUGAACAUGCCAACCAUGAAAAUUAUGCAUAUCAUAAGAAACAGUUGCUUAAUUUACAGAUUUCCAAUACAGUAACUUAUAGCGAGCUACCAUCAAAGAAUGCUGUUACCAGUUCCAGAAUGGACAUAAUUUAAAUCUGUUUAAAAUGAUAUUGAAAGUGUGUUCAUUUGAAAUCUUUUCCACAGACUGUAUUUUUUAGAAUGUUAUUGCUAACCUUCUGGUAUAUAUGCCAUUAUUUGAGAACCGUAUCUUCUUAGAGUGUUUUGUAGUUAAGUGUAUCAACAGUAUAGUAAUUGAGAACUAAAAAUGAUAGUUUAUAAUUUUAUGGCCAAUCCACCUAUAAGAAAAACCUCUGAUAUUCCUGUACUUAUUAUGUCUCUAGUGAGUCAUUUUUUUUUUUUUUAAUAUAAAAGGAUUUCUAGAGUAUUAUGAGAAUGAGCAGCUAGGUUUUGUUUGAUUUUGAGUCUAUCAUUACCUGGUUCUACUAAAUAUAUAAUCUCAUUUUUAGAAAAUCUCAAACCCCUAAAUUUGAACAUAUGUUCAGCGAUAAUAAAGAUCACUGAUAAUGUUUAACAGAAACCAGCAAAUAAUUAUUUGUGGUUUCAGCUUUUGGAAAUUUUUCUUUCUUAACUAUAAGAGUAUUUCUUCCUGCUUUGGAACAGACUGACAUAUUAUGUAUCUCAUUUUCUUAUGUCCUAGUCAUUUUUAUUGUCUACUUUCAUAUUUUAGUAAAGAGAAUAGGAAGUGCUAACUUUAAACAAUAUUAUCAGUCAUCAACAUAUUCUUAAAGUAUAAUUUCUAAAUUUCUGACUAAGUUUUAAAAAUACAAAUUGGACUUUUUCUCUUAAUGAGUUUUAUUAUAAAAUAUACAAGUUUGUUUUAAAAAAAGUAAAAUUUAAACAGUACAAAGGCAUAUAAAGUAAAAACAAAUUCCCAUCUUUCUGCAUUAGGCCCUCCAUGCCUUUCCAUACAAAACCACUGUUAAUAGUUUUCUAUGUUCUUGCAGAAUUUUUUUAGUUAUGUAUCUUUUUACCCCAAUGAGUUUAUUACAUAAACCUUUUCCAAGUCUGUUUAUUUUUUUAACAAAAUAGUAGCAAGUUAAUGAACUUUUAAUAAUUAUCCUUCAAUGCUGCUUUUUAAAUUAUUAGGAAUUGUUUUGCAAUUUAAGGCAUAAGGAAAUCAUUUCAUAUGCCUGUAUUAAAAAUAAUGUAAGUAUUCUACUUAAAUUUCUUCUGAUAUGACAUCGUGAGUGACUUUUUACAAGCAUUAUUUCACUUUUAUUUGUUCUGUUGUUCCCCACUCCUCCCUCUCAUCUCAGUCCCCAGAUCACUGGCUUCUUUUUUUCUCCCCCCUCAUUACACAGGUAUGUAUUGAGUGUCUCACUUGUACCAGGCACUGUGUGGGGCGCUGCAUGUGCAGUGUCAAACAGACGGGACCUGCUGCCCUCAUGGAUCUCACAUUCGAUAGCAGAAACUGCAGGGAAUAAGAAUAGCUUGGUUUUAUUUGACAACAAAGGAAUAGGAGUGAGGAAAGUAUUGGAAUUUGAAUAUCUGUACUGAUGAUAGUGAUCAUAUUUUGUAUUGGGUAUGUUUCAUAUUUAUGACUUCAGAGUCAUUUCUCUUUUUUACUUCUGUUAUUUCCUAAAUAUAAACAAGUAACAAUAUAAGGACAGUUGUAUCAGGUGAAUUUCUGAAGUUCUGAGCCCAUAAUUUUAUUCUCCGUUGUGCCAAAAGAUAGUAGACAUAUAUCAAGGAUUAAGAGGAGUUGGAUCUUAUCUGCUCUGUCAGUAACGCUACUCUACUACUAACUGAAGCAUUUUAUGUAACUCACUAAAAUGUUCCAUUAUUUGUAUUAUCUAGUUACCAAAAGUAUACUUUAUGUACCUUUUUCUGAUGGUUGAUUUUUAUUUGAAACAAAAGGAGAAAAUCUGGUUUCUUUUUUUAUUUUAUAAACUAUAAGUUUAAAAACUUAAACAUUUAUUUUGAAAUAAAUAUCUUAAAAUCAUCGCAGAUGCUGUUUAAAUUGAA
This is a messenger RNA of Pteropus alecto (black flying fox), 3163 nucleotides long. RefSeq names its product GTP binding protein 10 (gene GTPBP10). NCBI's taxonomy places the organism in Eukaryota, Metazoa, Chordata, Mammalia, Chiroptera, Pteropodidae. The record is from RefSeq and is a predicted model, not a curated record. Bases 107 to 1270 code for a protein of 387 amino acids. Gene Ontology annotation, cellular component: mitochondrion. The transcript has 10 exons. Gene Ontology annotation, molecular function: GTP binding; GTPase activity; magnesium ion binding.